Molecule: messenger RNA, 2183 nt
Organism: Nomascus leucogenys (northern white-cheeked gibbon)
Lineage: Eukaryota; Metazoa; Chordata; Mammalia; Primates; Hylobatidae
Source: RefSeq, a predicted model, not a curated record
CUUGUCCUGCCCCCGAAAGCGCAAUCGCGCCGUCGCGCCGUCGCGCCGUCGCGCCACGUACGUCACACGCUCUUCGGAAAGCGUUGCUGCGUAAAUGGCGGGGGCGUGUCUUUUGGCUCCUCCGCGUGUAGUUACCUGAGAAACGCGGGAAGUUGGGCCCAGGCACUGUUGUUCCGGUUGCCUAAGUUGUUUUAUUAUUUCUUGAGAGAGCCGUGAGCUUGUCCGGGGGCCCAAAUCCUGAGGCCCACCCGGUUUCUGGCGCGGUGCGAUGGAGGUAGUGGAGGCCGCCGCCGCUCAGCUGGAAACUCUGAAAUUCAAUGGCACCGACUUUGGAGUUGGCGAAGGUCCGGCGGCUCGGUCUCCGGGCUCUGUCCCUGCGCCAGGGACACAGCCGCCGCUACAGUCGUUUGAGAGGUCCCCGGACGCUGGGCAGACCGUGGAGAUUAAGCCUGCCGGGGAGCAGCCUCUGCAGCCCGUUCUGAACGCCGUCGCGGCCGGGACCCCAUCGCCGCAGCCACAGCCGCCAGCGGAAUCGCCGGCCUGCGGAGACUGCGUCACCUCUCCAGGAGCCGCAGAGCCUGCGCGGGCCCCGGACUCCUUGGAGACCUCGGACUCGGAUUCAGACUCGGACAGUGAAACAGAUACAGAUAGUUCAAGCUCAUCGUCUUCCUCUUCAUCUUCCUCAUCGUCGUCGUCGUCUUCUUGUAUAUCACUUCCUCCAGUGCUGUCAGAUGGAGAUGAUGAUUUACAAGUUGAGAAGGAAAAUAAGAAUUUUCCUCUUAAAACAAAAGAUGAAUUACUUCUUAAUGAACUGCCUUCUGUUGAAGAACUAACUAUUAUUCUGCCUGAAGAUAUUGAGUUAAAACCUCUUGGGAUGGUUUCAAGUAUUAUUGAACAACUAGUAAUAAUUGAAUCUAUGACUAACCUACCUCCAGUUAAUGAGGAGACUGUAAUUUUUAAAAGUGAUCGACAAGCAGCAGGAAAGAUAUUUGAGAUAUUUGGACCUGUUGCACAUCCAUUUUAUGUGUUACGGUUUAAUUCUUCAGAUCACAUUGAGAGUAAAGGUAUUAAAAUAAAGGAGACUAUGUAUUUUGCUCCAUCAAUGAAAGAUUUCACCCAGUAUAUAUUCACAGAAAAACUUAAACAGGAUAAGGGAUCAGAUGCAUCAUGGAAGAAUGAUCAGGAACCACCACCAGAGGCCUUAGAUUUUAGUGAUGAUGAAAAAGAGAAAGAAGCCAAACAGAGGAAAAAAUCUCAGAUUCAAGGCCGGAAAAAACUCAAAUCUGAAUUUAAUGAGCCAGGGACAGGUAUAUCUCACAGAUAUUGUGGCCUCAGAUCCAGACCACUGCAGUCAAGUGAGUCACACAAAGUUUUUGGUUUCCAAAUGCAUAUAAAAGUUACGUUUACACACUACUGUAGUUUAUUAAGUAUGCAAUAGCGUUGUGCCUAAAAAAAACAAUGUGCAUAUCUCAAUUGAAGAAUACUUUACUGUUCAAAAAAUAAUAAUGACCCUUUGAGCCUGCAGUGAGUUAUAAUCUUCUAGCUGGUGGAGGGUCUGGCCUCAAGUGUUGUUGGCUGCUGACUUAUCAGGGUAGUGAUUGCUAAAGGUGGCAGUUUCUCCUAAUAGGCAGCAGUGAAGUUUGCUACAUUAAUUGGCUCUUCCUUUCACCAAAGAUUUCUGUGUAGCAUGUGAUGCUACUUGAUAGCAUUUUAUUCUCUGUAAAACUUUGAAAUUUGGGAUCAAGUCCUCUCAAACCCUGCCACUGCCUUAUCAACUAGGAAGGUUAUGUAGCAUUCUAAGUCCCUUGUUAUCAUUUCAACAGUGUUCAUAGCAUCUUCACCAUGAGUAGCUUUUACUUGAGAAACCUCAUUUUUCCUCAUGCAUAAGAAGUAACUCCUCAUCUAUUCAGGUUUUUUCAUGAGAUUGCAGCAAUUCAGUCAUGUCUUUAGGUUCCACUUCUAAUUCUAGUUCUCUUCCUAUUUCUACCACAUAUUCAGUUAUUUCCUCCAGUGAAGUCUUAAACACCUCAAAAUUAUUCAUGAGGGUUGGAAUCAACUUCUCCCAAACUCCUGUUAAUAUCGGUAUUUUGACCCCCUCUCAUGAAUCAUCAGUGUUCUUAAUGACAUCUUAAAUGGUGAAUCCUUUCCAGAAGGUUUCCAAUUUACUUUGCCCAAAUCCAUCA